AUGGCUGGUGGCGGCGCAACCGCUGGUUCGAGGGAGCUCGAUCAAACGCCGACGUGGGCUGUCUCGGCUGUUUGUGCGAGCAUCGUCUUGAUUUCCAUCUUAUUGGAGAAGGUUCUUCAUUCUGUGGGAUCGAUAUUUCGUAAAAGGCGCAAGGCAGCCAUGUUAGAAGCUCUUGAGAAGCUGAAAGGAGAACUCAUGGUUCUUGGAUUUAUUUCGCUGCUAUUGACGUUUGGGCAAACCUACAUAGCUAAAGUCUGCAUUCCAGAACGUGCGGCAGAUACGAUGUUACCGUGCCCCCUUGCUCAAUCUAAUCAUCAUGGAGACAAUGCAGCUGGUGAUAAGGGGGAGGGGGAGGGGGAGGAGGAGGAGGAGAAGAGGCAGAAGCAGGAGAAGGAGGAGGCAGCGGCAGCGGGGUACGUGUCAAUGGUGUCCGUUAAUGCGUUGCAUCAGUUACACAUUUUCAUUUUCUUUCUAGCAGUGUUCCAUGUUCUAUACAGCGCAGUGACCAUGACACUUGGAAGAUUGAAGAUUCGCGGAUGGAAAGAGUGGGAGCGGGAGACAAUGACUGAUUUUGAGUUCUUGAAUGAUCCUUCAAGGUUUAGGCUCACCCAUGAGACAUCGUUUGUGAGAGAGCACAGUCACUUGGGGAACAAGACACCAUGUCUUUUUUAUGUCGUAUGCUUUUUCCGGCAAUUUUUCCGGGCAGUUCGCAGGGCAGACUACUUGACCAUGAGACAUGGAUUUAUUACCGUUCAUUUAGCACCGGGGAGCAAAUUCGAUUUUCAAAAGUACAUAAAAAGGUCGCUAGAAGAUGACUUCAAAGUAGUGGUGGGAAUCAGUCCACUUCUUUGGGCUUCUGUGGUGAUCUUCCUCCUUCUAAAUGUCUACGGUUGGCAAGCUAUGUUUUGGCUAUCUAUUCUACCUGUAGUGGUAAUCUUAGCUGUCGGGACGAAAUUGCAAUCCAUCAUAACACAGAUGGCUCUUGAGAUCCAAGAGAGACACGCUGUGGUUCAAGGGAUACCCCUCGUACAAGUCUCCGACCGGCAUUUUUGGUUUCAUUGGCCUCAGUUAGUGCUAUAUCUAAUCCAUUUCGUCCUGUUUCAGAACGCAUUCGAGAUUACCUACUUCUUUUGGAUUUGGUAUGAAUUCGGUCUGAAAUCCUGUUUUCACGACAAUUUUACCCUUGUCCUGAUAAGGGUGGCACUGGGGGUUGGAGUCCAAAUUCUCUGCAGUUAUAGCACACUCCCCCUAUAUGCUCUUGUCACUCAGAUGGGAUCGACCAUGAAGAGAUCGAUCUUUGACGACCAAACUUCGAAGGCUCUGAAACAGUGGCACAAGAACGCCUUAAAGAAGAAGACUGAUGGGAAAACAGAACUUUCCACUAGGACUCUGGGUGGAAGCCCUGGAGACUCGCCCGAGCAUUCGCCUAUGCAUGCACAACAACCUCAUCCUACAAAGAUCCGUCCCUCAGAUAAUGACGCCCGUUCUCUGGACAACAAUGCAGCAAGCAUCACAGCUAGUGUGGACGUUCCCGGGGAACGCAAUACCCAGAAUAAUGACAAAGGCUCUCCGUUCGGUCAGCACGAUCUACUAUCUGGUCCUUAA
Eucalyptus grandis is the source of this 1605-nucleotide messenger RNA. RefSeq names its product MLO-like protein 9. NCBI's taxonomy places the organism in Eukaryota, Viridiplantae, Streptophyta, Magnoliopsida, Myrtales, Myrtaceae. Bases 1 to 1605 code for a protein of 534 amino acids. Gene Ontology annotation, cellular component: membrane. The transcript has 15 exons. Gene Ontology annotation, biological process: defense response. The record is from RefSeq and is a predicted model, not a curated record.